Molecule: messenger RNA, 1849 nt
Organism: Opisthocomus hoazin
Lineage: Eukaryota; Metazoa; Chordata; Aves; Opisthocomiformes; Opisthocomidae
Source: RefSeq, a predicted model, not a curated record
CUAGAAAGUGCCUUGAGGGAAGCUUUCUUAUGUAGAAAAACCCUACGAGAAACACCGUGGGCUUUCUGGCAACUUGUGAAGCAAAGCUGUCAAAAUGGCAGAAAACAAGGACAGUAAUAUUAAAAACGCAGACGUGAGACCCAAAAGCAGCCGGAGCAGAAGUGCGGACAGAAAGGAUGGCUACGUCUGGAGCGGAAAGAAGCUCUCCUGGUCUAAAAAGAGUGAGCACUGUUCUGACGCCGAAACAGCAAGCGCUGCGGGAAGACCAGGGACUGAUUUAAGGAGCCAAGAGAGGAAGUACAGCUGCUCGUCUAUCGAGCUGGAUCUAGACCGUUCGUGCGGUCACAGGUUUUUAGGCCGGUCUCUCAAGCAGAAGCUGCAAGAUGCUGUGGGUCAGUGCUUUCCCAUAAAGAACUGUAGCAGUCGGCACGCUUCAGGACUGCCGUCAAAAAGAAAAAUUCAUAUCAGUGAGUUAAUGCUAGAUAAGUGUCCUUUCCCUCCGCGCUCGGAGCUAGCUUUUCGGUGGCACUUGAUCAAAAGACAUACAGCCCCUGUAAGUCCAAAAGCAGAAGACUGGAUAAUUGCUGAUUUAUCCCAGCGUGAGAAAGGAGAGGAUCAGCUGCGAGACGAUGAGAUUGCCAACGGAGGAACGGACUCUCCCUCCUCGUCCUGCGACUUCACCGACAGCGGUUCCUCCCGGGGUGAUUCGAGGUCCGAGUUGGUUACAGGCAAGGCGGUAAGGAGCAGUAAAGACGAGAGCGAUAUGGACUCCGACGAUGAAGUUGUAACACUCUGCACAAGUUCUAGGAAAAGAAACAAGCCCAAAUGGGAAACAGAUGAUGAGCUGCUACGGAUGGGAACGCCGCCGAAGUACCACACGCAGAUUGAUUAUGUCCACUGCCUAGUGCCAGACCUCCUCCAGAUCAAUAACAAUCCCUGCUACUGGGGAGUCAUGGAUAAAUACGCAGCCGAGGCGCUGCUAGAAGGAAAGCCAGAGGGAACAUUUUUAUUACGAGAUUCUGCCCAGGAAGACUAUUUGUUUUCUGUGAGCUUCAGGCGCUACAGUCGUUCCCUCCACGCGCGGAUAGAGCAGUGGAAUCACAACUUCAGCUUUGACGCCCAUGAUCCUUGUGUCUUCCACUCUCCUGACAUCACGGGACUCCUAGAGCACUACAAAGAUCCGAGUUCCUGUAUGUUCUUUGAACCACUUUUAUCCACUCCGCUGAACAGGACUUUUCCUUUUUCUCUUCAACACAUAUGUAGAACAGUUAUUUGCAACUGUACGACUUACGAUGGUAUCGACGCGCUUCCCGUUCCUCCAUCGGUGAAGCUGUAUCUGAAGGAAUAUCAUUAUAAGUCGAAAGUUAGAGUACUCAGGAUUGAUGUACCAGAGCAGCAGAGCUAGAAAAUAUUUUUAUGAAAGAAUGAAAUUGUCUCUAAACAAAUAGUAUGUUUGGUCUUUCUUCCUUCUAGGGUUUGGUUUUUUUUAAUAGCAAUUUUAUUUUCUUUUCCUUUUUCUGCAGAUUAUUUACUACCCAAACUAGCCUCUGUCUAAGGCUUUUUUAUCCAAAUGUACUUUGAGUCUUUCCAGCACUCUUUUUCAGAAGUGAUAUUCGUUGUGGGCUUUCGGUACUGUUCCCAAACUAGAGUUUUACGGAAUUUCAGGUAGGCUUUCUGGUAUUUCUAUAGAUGGAUAGUCUUUAGAUCUGAAAACUCCUAAAAAUCGGUUUUGAUCUGUCUUUUAUAUUGUAAUUUACAUAUGUUGCUGACAUGUUUGAAAUAAUUCACUGUUAACUAAAGAUUGACUCAUCUGUAUUUUCUGCAUUUCUUUUGAAAUGAGUGCUCUAGC